Ostrinia furnacalis (Asian corn borer) is the source of this 2373-nucleotide messenger RNA. RefSeq names its product CKLF-like MARVEL transmembrane domain-containing protein 8. The record is from RefSeq and is a predicted model, not a curated record. Bases 183 to 656 code for a protein of 157 amino acids. Gene Ontology annotation, cellular component: membrane. The transcript has 5 exons. NCBI's taxonomy places the organism in Eukaryota, Metazoa, Arthropoda, Insecta, Lepidoptera, Crambidae.
GUCAAAUUGACAAAAGUCAAAACUUGCGCGUAGGCAAUGGGAGUGUUUGUGUGACUUGGAAUUGGAAUUUUAUUGGAUUUUCCAACAAGCAGAAAGUAAAAGUGCUAAAAAUACCAUUAGCAUUUAUCCCCUAAAACAAUCGUUUUUACGUCACCAUUAGGAAUAACUGAAAAUCCACCGCAAUGUUUGAUAACUAUCCCAACCACCAAACGAAUGUAGACACUGGGAACACAGCAAAUCAAAAAGUAUUGAGGUUUGACAGAAGCUACCUCAAAUCUUUGCCUGGGAUACUUAAAAUAAUUCAAGUGAUAUGCAACACUCUUGGAUUUAUAUUGAUAAAGGUGUCUACAGCAUUCAUUUCACCUAUAUUUUAUAACAUAUUAUACUGGGUGGCAAACAUGAUUACAUUAUUCUUGUUCCUCAUGUAUCUAUUCCAUUUCGUGGAGAAGUAUGAUCACCUGCCGUGGCACAAGUAUGAGUUCUUCUACUGUGGUAUUGUGGUGUUGACAUACAUUGGAACGUCAAUAUUUGCAGCCACUCUAGCAGAAAGCACUGGAUAUGCUGUUGGGUUCUUUGGUUUUUGUGCUAUCGUCUCAUAUACUUUUGAUGGCUACUUGAAGUACAGAGGGUGGAAGAGAGGCCUGCCUCCUCAGUAAGUCUUGAGCACCUAUGACAAGCAUCCAAAGGAAUUCAAUGAUGAAGGAUGGUUCAUUUUUUUUUGUCAUUGGUAAAUAGUAACGAACUAAUGAUGACUGAUCUUUUGUAGAUUGAAAUGUAUUUAUGGCCAUUUACUGUUAUUAUUUAGGUUAAUAUUUUGUUUUACCUCACCGAUCAUAAGAUGUUGGUUGUAUGUUAAGUUAUAAUACGUUAUAAGUUUUUUUAAGUUACUAUUUAAUUUUUUUACACUUGGAUACUUUGAUGUAACCUAUUACUUAUAAUAGCAAAAUCAUCAUUAUAAUAUCUGUUUUCAAAAUCUGAAAGGAAACUAUGAAAGGAAUCUCAAGUAUGUACCGAGUACUACUUCAUAUUAGUUAUAAGUAUUUUAACGUGCCUGACAUACCAAGUGCCUUAAAAAUAACUUUUCAGAAUUAAGACAAUUCAUUAUAUUUUUCACAGUUAUAAAAUGGUUUAAAACCAGAGUUACUUAGUGUUUUUGAGAGUCUAUAAGAUCAUUAUCUGUCAAUUAUUAUUACUGUUAUUUAGUAUAUUCUAUUGGGUCCACUAAUGAUGCAUUUAUAUUUUUAGAUGCACUUAUACACAUAAUAUGAAAUGCACUUUAAUCAUUAAUAAUGCACAAUGUACUUUUUUUUUGUAUUAUGGUUACUUUUUACAUAAUUUUUGAUAUGAUGCAGCUAUGGCGCAGAGUUAUUCAGGAAAUACAAGAAUCUCUUUUAUCCGUUGAUACCUUCUUAAUGUACUGUUCACACCUGUCGUCUGUUUUUCUGAUCGAAUAGGUUUUCGAAAAUAUUCUAGACCACUACCUACAUGAUUUUGGUGAUUAAACAAAAAUUUACAGGCUAUAAACAAAUGGUCUGUAAUAAGAACGGGUUAUUAGAUGAACCUAUAAUAAUAAUAAACUUUCUAUUUUGUUCAAUUAAGGAUCAAAUUGAAUUAAGGGUUUUUUUUUUCAAUUUCUGAAUAUUAAGAUAUCAACUUAUUAAUGUAUUAUAUUCUAGCUAGAACAUUUAAUGUUAAUCAUGUUAAGAAUUUAAAUAUGUAUAUGCCUCUGCCUCACAAGGUAACAUUUAUUUUGUUAGCAUGUAUUUAUUAAAGGAAGGAAGAUACUUUUACACCCUAACGUUUUUAUACACUUAAAUGUUUUUGUAAAUAGAUUUUUGAAGCUUUUAACAUUCAUGAUAAGUUUUAAUAUUUUGGUAAUUGUUAUAUUUGAUAAGCUUAAUAAUUUUUGUUACCAUGGUUAAUUCAAAUAUGUAACAUCGUGAAUAUCCCAGUAACUAUUAGUGUAAUAGUAAUAUUGGUGAAUAUCGCAGUGCAUUUUGGAAGUGGGGCUGCUCCCUUAACUGUUUAUUUUUUGAGUGUAUGUGUGUCGCAGUCUCCCGUGCCUUCUAAAUAUUCGAAAACACAUUAUUUUCUCUAGAGUCAGUAGCCACUUGUAUUUUACUUAUGAAUAAAACAGUAUGAACACAUUUAAAGCGUAUUUAAUUAUAAAUUAUAACAAUAAGUAAUAAUUACCUAUAACGAUUUUAGGAUUUUUACCCAAGUACAUACAUAAAGAUGCCAAUAUAAAUCCAAAUUGGUUUAGGAUAGUAAUAUACAAAUGUAAAAGUAUUUUAUGUAAAUAUUAUAAUUAAGAAUAACAAUUGCAAAUAUUGAACAGAAUUGAUUAACACAGUGCGAAAUGGUAUUUAAAAU